GUGUGGUUACAAAAAUACGGCUACCUUCCCACGACUGAUUUCAGAAAGUCAGUGCUGCGUUCUGCAGAGACCAUGCAAUCGGCCCUAGCUGCCAUGCAGCAGUUUUAUGGCAUUAACAUGACAGGAAAAGUGGACAGGAACACAAUUGACUGGAUGAAGAAACCUAGAUGUGGUGUACCAGAUCAGACAAGAGGCAGCUCCAAAUUCAACAUUCGUCGAAAACGCUAUGCACUAACUGGACAGAAGUGGCAACAUAAACAUAUCACUUAUAGUAUAAAGAAUGUAACUCCAAAAGUUGGAGACCCUGAGACCAGGAGAGCAAUUCGCCGUGCCUUUGAUGUGUGGCAGAAUGUAACUCCGCUAACAUUUGAAGAAGUUCCCUACAGUGAACUAGAAAAUGGCAAACGUGAUGUGGAUAUAACCAUCAUUUUUGCAUCUGGUUUUCAUGGAGACAGUUCCCCCUUUGACGGGGAGGGAGGAUUUUUGGCACAUGCCUAUUUCCCUGGACCAGGAAUUGGAGGAGAUACUCAUUUUGAUUCUGAUGAGCCAUGGACACUGGGAAAUCCCAAUCAUGAUGGAAAUGAUUUAUUCCUUGUAGCAGUUCAUGAGCUUGGACAUGCUCUCGGACUGGAGCAUUCCAAUGACCCCACUGCUAUCAUGGCACCAUUUUACCAGUACAUGGAAACAGACAACUUCAAGCUUCCUAAUGAUGAUUUGCAGGGCAUCCAGAAAAUAUAUGGUCCACCUGACAAGAUCCCUCCACCCACAAGACCUCUACCGACAGUGCCCCCUCACCGAUCUGUUCCUCCGGCUGACCCAAAGAAAAAUGACAGGCCAAAACCUCCCCGGCCUCCCACUGGCAGACCUUCCUAUCCAGGAGCCAAGCCCAACAUCUGUGAUGGGAACUUCAACACUCUAGCUAUUCUUCGGCGGGAGAUGUUUGUUUUUAAGGACCAGUGGUUUUGGCGAGUGAGAAACAAUAGGGUGAUGGAUGGAUACCCCAUGCAAAUUACUUACUUCUGGCGGGGCUUGCCUCCCAGUAUUGAUGCAGUUUAUGAAAACAGUGAUGGAAAUUUUGUCUUUUUUAAAGGUAACAAAUACUGGGUGUUCAAGGAUACAACUCUUCAACCAGGUUACCCUCAUGACUUGAUUACCCUUGGGAAUGGAAUUCCCCCCCAUGGUAUUGAUUCUGCCAUUUGGUGGGAAGAUGUUGGCAAAACCUAUUUCUUCAAGGGGGACAGAUAUUGGAGAUACAGUGAAGAAAUGAAAACCAUGGACCCUGGCUAUCCCAAGCCCAUCACCAUCUGGAAGGGGAUUCCUGAAUCACCUCAAGGAGCUUUUGUCCACAAAGAAAAUGGAUUUACCUAUUUCUACAAAGGAAAGGAGUAUUGGAAAUUCAACAACCAAAUACUAAAAGUAGAACCUGGGUAUCCGAGAUCCAUCCUCAAGGAUUUUAUGGGCUGUGAUGGACCAACAGACCGAGAUAAAGAAGGACUCAGCCCACCAGAUGAUGUAGACAUUGUCAUCAAACUGGACAACACAGCCAGCACUGUGAAAGCCAUAGCUAUUGUCAUUCCCUGCAUCUUGGCCUUAUGCCUCCUUGUAUUGGUUUACACUGUGUUCCAGUUCAAGAGGAAAGGAACACCCCGCCACAGCCUCUACUGUAAACGCUCUAUGCAAGAGUGGGUGUGA
This is a messenger RNA of Cricetulus griseus (Chinese hamster), 1692 nucleotides long. The record is from RefSeq and is a predicted model, not a curated record. NCBI's taxonomy places the organism in Eukaryota, Metazoa, Chordata, Mammalia, Rodentia, Cricetidae.